This is a messenger RNA of Lachancea fermentati, 630 nucleotides long. The record is from the annotation of a GenBank genome assembly. Lineage: Eukaryota; Fungi; Ascomycota; Saccharomycetes; Saccharomycetales; Saccharomycetaceae.
AUGCAAAUCAACGCUCUAAGUCUGUUGACGUUGCUUAUCAGCACGUGUUUUGCCUUGCAUUUUGAUGUUCCAGCUUCGUUGAAACCAGAACCAGUGUGUGUUCGUGAUUUUGUUCAAGAGGGCCAGCUUGUUGUUGUGAACAUAGACACAGAUGGAUCUGUUGGGGAUGGACAAGUUUUAAGUAUGGUAAUUCGUGACAGCGUUGGCAAUGAGCACCGCAGAACUAAGGACUUUGCGGGCGAAAUUCGUGUAGCAUUUAGUGCACCCUCAUCGGCGGCGUUCGACGUCUGUUUCGAGAAUUUGCUACAAAUCAAGGGUAGAUCAUUAAGCAGAUCAAUUGAACUUGAUAUUGAAUCUGGUUCUGAAGCUCGUGAUUGGAAUAUGAUCCAAGCAACUGAGAAAUUGAAGCCCAUUGAGGUCGAGCUCCGCAGAAUUGAGGAAAUGACCGACGAAAUCGUGGACGAGCUAAACUACCUAAAGGCUAGAGAAGAGAGAUUGAGAGACACAAAUGAAUCCACAAAUAGAAGAGUAAGAAACUUUUCUCUUUUGGUCAUCUUUGUCCUUGUCUGUCUGGGCGCAUGGCAAAUAAAUUACUUGCGUAACUACUUCAAAGCCAGACACAUUAUCUAA